This is a messenger RNA of Balearica regulorum gibbericeps (East African grey crowned-crane), 2218 nucleotides long. The record is from RefSeq and is a predicted model, not a curated record. NCBI's taxonomy places the organism in Eukaryota, Metazoa, Chordata, Aves, Gruiformes, Gruidae.
UUCACUGCUCCGCUAUGGUGGAAACCUCUCCCUUCAGAGUGCCAUGAGUGUCCGGUUCAACAGCAAUGGAACCCAGCUGCUGGCACUGCGUCGGCGCCUUCCCCCAGUCCUCUAUGACAUCCACUGCCGGCUGCCUGUCUUCCAGUUUGACAACCAAGGGUACUUCAACUCAUGUACCAUGAAGAGCUGCUGUUUUGCAGGUGAUCGUGAUCAGUACAUCCUUUCGGGCUCUGAUGACUUCAAUUUGUAUAUGUGGAGGAUUCCUCCAGAUCCAGAAGCAGGUGGCAUUGGCAGGGUCGUCAAUGGUGCUUUCAUGGUAUUGAAAGGUCAUCGGUCGAUUGUAAACCAAGUCCGCUUUAAUCCUCACACUUACAUGAUCUGUUCUUCUGGCGUUGAAAAGAUUAUAAAGAUCUGGAGUCCUUACAAGCAGCCUGACUGCACAGGGGAUCUGGAUGGUAGAAUUGAGGAUGAUUCACGUUGCCUCUACACUCAUGAAGAGUACAUCAGUCUUGUCUUGAACAGUGGUAGUGGUUUGUCCCAUGAUUAUGCCAACCAGUCAGUCCAGGAAGAUCCGCGGAUGAUGGCCUUUUUUGACUCCCUGGUGCGCCGGGAGAUUGAGGGAUGGAGUUCUGACUCAGACAGUGACCUCAGUGAGAGCACAAUCCUGCAGCUCCACGCAGGAGUAAGUGAACGCUCUGCUUACAGUGAGUCGGAGUCCUCUGCCUCUUUGCAUCACUCCCCACCACAUGUGGCUGAAGAGUCUGAUGAAACUGCCUAUAACUUAAGGGCCUUAAGAUCAACUGAAUCCCCCUCAGCCAGAGAAGACGUGGCUUCCCGUCAGCAGAGGCUCUCUGCACUGAGAAAGUAUCAGGAUAAACGUCUCCUGGCCCUUUCCAAUGAAUCUGACUCUGAUGACAAUACCUGUGAGGCAGAACUAGAUACAGACCUUUUCCCACGGCCACGGUCCCCGAGUCCUGAGGAGAAUGAAUCCAGCAGUUCCAGCAGCAGCAGCAGUACAGAAGAUGAAGAGGAACUGAAUGAACGACGCACAUCUAUGAGGCAACGCAAUGCGCUGAGGCGCCGACAGAAGGUGCAAAAGGAGGAAAGGACUAGCACUAACACAGAGAAUGUGACCCCCUACAUAGGUGAGGAUAUCUAUGAUUACCCACAGAUCAAAGUAGAUGACCUUUCUUCUUCUCCAGCUUCUUCACCAGAAAGGAGUUCAGCCAUCAAAGAAGUUCACAAAGAAAGGAUGUCUCCUUGUUCAGACAGUGAAUCAGUGGAGAGAAAGAUUUACAAAGCUUACAAAUGGCUUCAUUAUUCUUACAUAUCAUAUUCAGCUAGUAAAGAUGGUGAAUCCUCCAGAGGAGAUGGAGAGAAUGAUGAUGGGAAACCAGGAACUAGUGGAAGGCACAGUACAGCACACUUGCUAAAUAAGGAAGAUGGUAGGAACUUGAAUUCAGUAGUUCCUCAAGGUUCCCCAGCUCUUUCUACUGAAAGCCGCAACAAAGAACCUUUAAAAGAAUGUGGCUUGAUAGAAAAUUCUAGUAAUGGUCAAGCUCAUGAAUGUGACAAUCAGCGGCAUGUGGAGGGUCAAGAAAACACAUCUGAAGACACUAGUAGUGGAGGUAUAGAGCAUUCUUUUGAGACUAAAAAGCUCAAUGGAAAAGCUAACCGCAAAGGGCUAAAUAGUUGUACUGAAGAACCUUGCAUUCAGACUGGAGGACUUGUGGAACAGAAAAAUAGUCAGAACUGUCAACCAGCAUCAAGCCAUCACUCACUGGUCCCUCCGUUCUCCACUGUUGCCAUCCAUAGCAUGUCGGGUCACUGCUCCAGAAACCAGACUGAUGACAGUGAGGAGAGGAGCCUCGACACCUCCUGUGUUAACCACAAUAACGGCCACUUGCAUCUUCGCCCUUCAUGCUUCAACAAUGGACAGAGUUUUGGGGAGCAGGAGACUGUGACGCAAGGACUACAGGUGCACUCAAAUGCUGAUAAUGGCAACCUUGUACAGAUGGGCGUGACCUUGCACAAAGACUGCUGCCUGUCUGAAAUGGACUCCAACAGCUACAAUGUGAGCACAAGAGAGGAUACUGCUGACUUCCAUCCGACGGGCAGUGAGAGCACUCAGUCUCUCGGAGGACUGAAAAGACACAGAGCGGAGUUGGAAGAUGCAGAUUCAGAGUCUUCAUCCUUAGAAAAGAAGUUAAAAACAUGA